This is a messenger RNA of Closterium sp. NIES-65, 726 nucleotides long. Lineage: Eukaryota; Viridiplantae; Streptophyta; Zygnematophyceae; Desmidiales; Closteriaceae. The record is from the annotation of a GenBank genome assembly.
AUGUCUCGCAAGUUCUUCUCCCGCCCAGCCGUUGCUCUCGCUCCCAUCCAGCCGUAUCCUCUCCCUCACUACCGGUCGUCUCCAUCCACCCUGCCAUCUCCUCUCCCUUACCUCCCCGCCGUCGCCUCUCCCUCCUCCCCGCCAUCACCUCUCCUCCUCCCCGUCGUCGCCUCUCCUCCUCCCCGCCAUCGCCUCUCCUCCUCCCCGCCGUCGUCUCCUCUCCUCCUCCCCGCCGUCGCCUCUCCUCCUCCCCGCCGUCGCCUCUCCCUUACCUCCCCGCCGUCGCCUCUCCCUCCUCCCCGCCGUCGCCUCUCCCUCCUCCCCGCCAUCGCCUCUCCUCCUCCCUGCCGUCGCCUCUCCUCCUCCCUGCCGCCGCCUCUCCUCCUCCCCGUCGCCUUCUCUCCUCCUCCCCGCCGUCGCCUCUCCCUUACCUCCCCGCCGUCGCCUCUCCCUCCUCCCCGCCGUCGCCUCUCCCUCCUCCCCGUCGUCGCCUCUCCUCCUCCCCGCCGUCGCCUCUCCUCCUCCCCGCCGUCGCCUCUCCUCCUCCCCGCCGUCACCUCUCCUCCUCCCCGCCGUCGCCUCUCCUCCUCCCCGCCGUCGCCUCUCCCUCCCUCCCGCCGUCGCCUCUCCCUCCUCCCCGCCAUCGCCUCUCCCUCCUCCCUGCCGUCUCGAGCGCAAGCGCGUGUUGGUGCGCAAGGGCGGGUCGGUGCGUUCUCAGUCCUUUAA